This is a messenger RNA of Pseudozyma flocculosa PF-1, 3921 nucleotides long. RefSeq lists its product as uncharacterized. Gene Ontology annotation, biological process: regulation of transcription by RNA polymerase II. Gene Ontology annotation, molecular function: protein binding. The coding region runs from base 1 to 3921 and encodes 1306 amino acids. The transcript is spliced from 3 exons. The record is from RefSeq and is a predicted model, not a curated record. Lineage: Eukaryota; Fungi; Basidiomycota; Ustilaginomycetes; Ustilaginales; Ustilaginaceae. Gene Ontology annotation, cellular component: MOZ/MORF histone acetyltransferase complex.
AUGCCCGGCCUCCCGACCAAGCCCAACAACAUCCCCCUCGCCUCGUCCCUGCCCAAGGUCUCGUUCCGCCGCAUCCCCGCACAAGAGGCAAUCGCGCUCGCCGCCCCCGCCGGCGUCGUCGACCAGCAGAAUGUCGACUUUGGCUUCAACGACGGCAGCCCCUUUGAGCGUCCAGAGCACUACCUCCGCUACGUCGAACCCAUCGAGACCGAGCUCAAACACCAGGUCGAGUACGACAUGGACGAGCAGGACCAGGAGUGGCUCGACGCGCUCAACGCAGACCGAAAGAGGGACCAGCUCGACGCCGUAUCCAACGAGGUCUUUGAAAUCAUCAUCGACCAGCUCGAAAAGGAGUGGUUCGACCUCAUGAAGCAGGUCCCCACAAAGCCACCCCACGGCGCACAGGACGACCCGGGCGCAGACGACGACGACGGCGAGGACACAAAGUGCGCAAUCUGCGACGAUGGCGAGGGCGAAAACUCCAACGCCAUCGUCUUUUGCGACGGCUGCAACCUCGCCGUGCACCAAGACUGCUACGGCAUCCCCUACGUGCCCGAGGGCCAGUGGCUGUGCCGCAAGUGCACCGUCUCGCCGGACCGCGCCGUGUCGUGCAUCCUCUGCCCGCACGAGGGCGGCGCGUUUAAGCAGACGACCCAGGGCAAGUGGGCCCACCUCCUCUGCGCCAUGUGGAUCCCAGAGACGGGCGUCAGCAACCCCGUCUACAUGGAGCCCAUCGACAGCGUCGAAAAGAUCCCAAAGGCGCGCUGGCGCCUCCAGUGCUACCUCUGCCGCUGCAAGAUGGGCGCCUGCAUCCAGUGCGACAACAAGGUCUGCUACGCCGCCUUCCACGUCACCUGCGCCACGAAGGCCGGCCUCCUCAUCCAGACCGAGCGCAAGCGCACCAGCCACCACGGCGGUGGCGGCGGCGGUAAUGGCGGCGGCGGCGACAGCGGCGACGACGACUCGGACAGCGACGCCGCCCCCAUCCUCCGCGCCCGCUGCCACAAGCACGUCCCGCCCAAGCUGCGCUCCCAGCUCAAGAUCUCGUUUGACCGCGCCAACGCCAUAUCGGCCUACGACGACGACCUCGACGGCCCCGCCGUGCGCGGCUCGCCCUUUGGCCACUCGUCGCAGCGCACGCGCGAGCAGUCGCUCGACUCUUCGUCGGCGGCGCCGCUGAUCCCCGUCAGCCGCUCCGGCUCGGUGCUGGCCGACCACGACGGCCAGGGCAGCAAGUCGGCGCGCGCCUACAAGAGGAGCUACCGCGCCGGUCCGCCGCUGGUGCCGGCCUACAUCGUCAACCGCGUGCUCGACUACAUCGGCCGCAUCGCGCUGCGCAAAAAGCCGCCGCUGGUGGCCCAGAUUGCGCGCUUCUGGUCGCUCAAGCGCGAGGCGAGGCGCGGCGCGCCCCUCCUCAAGCGCCUCCACCUCGAGCCCUGGACGGCGUCGUCGCACACAAAGGAGCAGACCGACGCGCAAAAGGUCAAGAAGCUCGCCUUUCUCAACACGCUGCGCAACGACCUCGAGGCGGUGCGCAUGCUCGCCGAGCUGGUGCGCAAGCGUGAGCGCGAAAAGCUGCGCCAGGCCAGGCUGCUCCGCGACGCCCUCGUCAACGCCACCCUCUUCCCCUACUACGACGUGCUGGCGUCGGCGCUGGCCAAGGUCGAGGCGCUCGACCGCGCCCACUUCUUCGCCGCCCCCGUGUCGCGCACCGAGGUGCCCGAUUACUACGACAUCAUCAGGGAGCCCAUGGACUGGUCGACGAUGCGCGACCGGCUCCACGAAAAGGCGUACGCCUCGGUGCAGCAGUUCAGGGACGACGUCGGCCGCGUCCUCGCCAACGCCAUGACCUACAACAAGGCCGACACGCCGUUCCACAAGGCGGCGUCGCGCAUCCAGCGGCAGCUGCCCCACGCCUUCCGCGACCUCGAGCACAUCGAGCAGCUGCACCAGGCGUCGUUCCAGGCCGCCUGCCGCAAGCUGCGCCCGAAGCGCGGCGACCCUGCCGAUGCGGACCGCGACGUCGUGCUCGACGACGACACUCGCGACGCCCUGCAGCAGCUGAGGCUCGAGCCGCCCAUCGACCACGUCAUGCUUCUGCGCGAUUACGCCGGCAUGGCAUCGAGGGAGCUCCACGAGGCCGAGGCCACCGAUGCGACGAUGACGGCGGCGGCGACGCCAAAGGCCUCCCGAGCCCGCGCAUCCCGCUCUGCGGUCGCGACGCAGCGGUCGUCGCGGGCGACACGGGCGCGGCCGGCGCGGAAGACCACGGAAGAUAAAGUCGACAGCGGUGACGAGCACGACCAGGGCAAACGCCCGAGCGACGCAGUGGCCGCUUCCGGGGCGCACGAAGACGAAGGAGCGGGCGGCAAGCCAAAACGACCAAAGCGAGGCCAUAUCCCCGGUGAGCCCGAGGAGAUCGUGACCGAAGAGGUCGAUGCCAUCGACUCGUUCCUCCGCUUCAACACGGGCUGGAUCCUCAAGGAGGGCGCCAAGCGGAAUCGAGGCCCGCGGACGCCCACCUCGUCGUCGUCGGCUGCCGUUGCCGAGGAACCGCCGUUGAAGCGACCGAGGAAGGCAUCGGCGCCCUCGGCCAACACGUCACAGGCAAGCGCAGCGAGCGCAGCAGGUACCGCGGCCGCCACUGCGUCGCCGCAGCGACCACGUGCCAAGACGCAUCCGACCCGUCUCGCCGGCGCCAGCGCUCGGCUGCUCGAUUCGGGCGAUGGCAGGAAGAAGGCAGAUCCCGACGAGGCGCCCGUCGAGUCUGAGCAGACCGGCGCGACCGAAGGCGAGGUCGAAGCCACCGUGGGCGAGGACGACGUAGCGUCGACCGAGGCGACCGAGGCGACCGCAGCGGACGCAGCGGACGCAGGCCCGACCAACGGCAAGCCCAGCGACGAGGAGAGGCCGCGGGCUACGCCUAGCCGGACGCCGCUCGGCGAUGCGGAUGGCGAGGCGACGACGGCCGACACGAGCGGGCGAAGCUCUCCACUGUCUUCGGAGGGCGAAGACGAAGGGGACGAGGCGGCGAGCCCCUCGCCAGACAAGGCGACGGGACGUGCGCUGAGAUCGGCCCCGCAACAAUGUCAUGCCGUCGAUGGUCCUGUCCACAGCUCCACCGAAGCCGAAGGAGCGGCAGCCACAGCCGACGACGCAGCGGACCUCGGCGAUGGCGACGACGACGACGAGGAAGGCGGCGUCACGCCUAGGCGGGCGCUCAAGAGCCGCAAGAGCAGGGUCAAGGCGCCGCCAUCGUCCGCACCACGCAAGUCGGCGCGCAAGCCGAGGCGUCGAUCCGCCGCCGCCGACGACGGCGACGGGGCGAUGCCAAACGAGGACCCGCUGUGCGUGCCGCACACGCUGGUGUGGGCCAAGAUGGAGGGCUUCCCCUACUUUCCCGCCGAGGUCGUCGACGAGGACGACGAGGACCAAGAGAUCCCGGAUCGGGUGCUCGAGGAAAAGGCGAGGCAGGAGGCGCUGCUCCUCGGGCCCUCGGCGGCGGCGUCGGUGUCGUCGUCGUCGUCGUCAUCUUCAAAGGCGGCGUCGCCGGCCGACGCAGCGUCGGGCAGCAGUGCGAUGCGGCGACAGGCGUCGUCCACCUCCUCGUCUUCCGUCUCCGCUUCGGCGACGGCGACAAAGGCAGGCUCACCAGACGACGCCGCCGAGGCUGCAAGCGCCGGCAACAACGGCCAAGGAGGGGCGACGGCUGCGGCGAGCGAGACGAAGCUGGUGCUGGUGCAGUUUUUCGGCGCCAAGGUGCGCGAGUACGUGUGGCUGCCGACGACCAAGCUGCGGAUGAUGUUUGAGGAUGCGGGCGUCGACGACGAGCUGCUGGCGGUCAAGGAGAAGAAGUACGCCAAGCACCGCCGCAAGGUGCGCGAGGCGUUUCAGCUGGCCAAGGCGCAGCUGGAUGCGUGA